This is a messenger RNA of Alternaria conjuncta, 738 nucleotides long. RefSeq lists its product as uncharacterized. NCBI's taxonomy places the organism in Eukaryota, Fungi, Ascomycota, Dothideomycetes, Pleosporales, Pleosporaceae. The record is from RefSeq and is a predicted model, not a curated record. Gene Ontology annotation, cellular component: fungal-type vacuole membrane. The transcript has 2 exons. The coding region runs from base 1 to 738 and encodes 245 amino acids.
AUGGAGACUAGAACUCAAUCGGCCCUUACAAGCACCGGCACCACGCCCGACAACCAAUCGGAAUUUGAGCUUGAAUCAAGCCAACGAUGGAACGAGCAGCCCGUGAACGAGAACGAGUCUUUGCUACCGCCGACUGAUGGCGGGAAAGAUGCGUGGUUGUUUGUUGCGGCUGGCUUUAUGGUGGAGAUGAUGUACGUUGACUUUGUGCUCCAACAUGAAGACCUGCCUACAUACACCAAAGCACUGGGAUUCAGCAGCACAGUCUCCGCCGUUCCUCUCAUUCUCCUCAAUGUCGCCGCUGUCAUCGGAUCCGUUAGUAUGGGAAGCAUCAUCGAUCGCACACACGUCACCACCGCCAUCCUCAUUUCCACCAUCGGUGCCAUGAUCUCCACUUUCCUAAUCUGGGGCUUCAGCACGUCUCUACCGCCGUUGCUGAUCUUCUGCUUCACAUACGGACUUUUCGCAGGCAGCUUCGCGAAUACUUGGCCUGGCAUCAUGAGAGCAGUGCAAACAAGUACGGGACAGAUGGAGAGCUCCAUGGUCUUCUCGUUCUUGUGUAUGGGUAGAGGUAUUGGGAAUAUUGUCAGUGGGCCUAUCAGCGAGGCAUUGAUUAAGACGGGAACUCUUGGUGAGCAUGGAUUGUAUGGGACGCAAUAUGGCAGUUUGGUGGUGUGGACGGGGGUUAGCGCUGCGCUUGGGGGUGUGAGCAUCAUCGGAAGGAGGGUGGGAUGGCUGUGA